CGGACAGCAGUGAUCAGUUCUGCGUGGUACCGUCUUCCGGACAGAGCGAAUUCUCUCCAUCGAGUCGUCGUCAUCGGUGUGCGGUACAUUAUUCCUCCACACGAUGAUGAUACGUACGGUAGCUGUGGGUGCGUUGCUAAUACUAGCGAUCGCAAAUAAAGGUGCAAACGGUCAUCGUCGCUACGGACAGCAACAUAGCGGAGAUUAUGAUGAUGAUGAGCACUACGGGCAGCCGCGUGGAUACGGACAGCAGCAGCAGCAGAGAUUCCCUGGAGGAGCCGGUUUUGGAUUCAACCCAUACUACGGCAUGCAACAGUAUGGGUACGGCAUGCAACCGUUUGGAGCCCCACAGCCCAACCUGUUCGAGACAGUGUCGAAGAAUACGGCUGCCGUGUUUGAUAGCGUUAACCAACAGAUUGGGAUGACGUUCAAUGCCGUGACACAACCAAUUCGCAACGGGUUUCAAACCAUCAGCCAGCUUGCUGUACCAGGACCGAUCGGAGGCUUGCCGUUUGGAUUUGUCCCACCUGGACAGCAGGCUGUAUUUACACCGCCUGGCCAUCAGCCUGGCUAUGGCUAUGAAGGUCACCAUCAUCCUCAUGGCCAUCAUCAUGGUGGUAGACCGAAUGGGUACCACGGUAAUAACAGACCCAAUGGCAAUUGGGAUAACGAAGGUUUAGAUUCGCCCGAAGAUAAUUCGUAUGACCGGCCAGUACCGAUUGCUCCUGCCGUAACCCCUGCUCCAGCUCCACCAACGCGACCGCCACCACCACCUCCACCAGCAGUAGAUCCUAAUCCGCCACGUGUAAAUCCAGCACCUCCUCCACCACCAUCGCCAGCCGAUAACAGCUGGUCGGCUCCAAAGAUCCCUCCAGUGGCACCACCUCCGCCACCACCACCAGCAACCGGCAACAACAAUCUUCCUCCUGUAGCACCACCACCUCCACCACCACCACCACCAACUUCCGGCAACAACAAUCCUCCACCGGUAGCACCUCCACCACCACCACCAACCGCAGGCGGACCUGUGACGACUGGAGAUGAGGACGACGACAAGGCAAUUUACGAUAUUGAUAUUCGUGGUGAGUUCAACGACACGCAAACACGCCGGAAGCGUCAGUUCUUCCCGAAUCUAUUCAACCAAAUCGGAGGUCUGGUAAAUACCGCCGUCAACUCGGCUGGUACAGUUGCCCAGGGUGCAUUAAACGCCGGACAGCAACAAGGCAUUGGUUUCCCAAACUUCUUCGGUCCGAGACCUCAACGACCUCCUCAGCAACCGCCAACGCAACAGUUCCCGCAGCAACCCGCCCAACCGCAAGCGCCGAAUAAUCCUCCACCACCACCUCAGCAGCCGCCGGUCCAGCAGGACAACCAAAGACCUGAACUAAACCUGCAAAAUCUUGGCCAGGAUGGGAUGAUCUGGACGUAUGAAUCGCUCGGUGUGACACCUCCACCACCGGGCCGUGUGCGCCGCGAUACGGAUGCGAUCUACUUCCCGGACGAUGAAGACGACGAUCGAUUCUCGAACUUUCACAACAAACCGCCGCCACCACCACAAUAUCCUUCACAUCCACCCACCUCUGUCUAUCCUUCCGGCGGUUCAAACGCCGGUGCGCAAAGUCAAUCCCAAAACGUAGCGAACGGGUUCGAACAGAGCAGUGGCUCGCAGAGCCAAACGCAAACCGUUCAAAAUCAGCACGGUAUCUUCAACCAGAAUGCAGCGGGCAGUACGUCGGGUAAUGUGGCGGUGGAUGGAUCAUCCGGUCAGCUAAGUGCGGCCAACACGCAGCAGCAAAGCUUCCAGACUGCGCAUGGUUCUGGUAGCCAGAAUCAAGCCAACAGUCAGUCGGCCAACUUCGACAAGAACGGCAAUCUGCAGCUUUCCAACUCGAACGCCAACACCAUGUCGAUACGGGAGAAGGAUAAGUACAAGGAGCAAGCGAACGCUGGCUCAUCCUCGGUCAACCAAAACCAAUUCGGACAGCAGUCGAGCAACGCGCAGACAAACUCGGAAACGUUCUACGAGAACGGUGUGCAGGGCAACAAGAACAGUGCGUCCAGCCAGAGCCUGCAGACGAACAAGGAUGGGUCGGUGUCGGGUUCGACCAGCAACACCAUGUCCAACACGUUUACCGGUCCAGGUGGUUUGACCGGUUCGUCGGCCUCUAGCCAAUCGUCCUCGUUCAACAAAGGACAGCAGGGUGGAGCUAAUGCUGGCGCCUUUAGCGGUGCUACUAGUGGAGCAUCGUCCAGUGGAGCUGCGUCUAGUAGCAGCUCUUCGGCCAGCUCUUCUGCAGCGGGACCGCUUGCGUUCAGUAUAAGUGGUUCGUUCGGGGGUCUUCCGCUCGGCCAGGGAGCAUUGGGCAACAUUUUGCCCAAUCUGUUCCCGGUCCUUAAUGGGCAGCAGCAGCAGCUGAGGAGGCAGGGACUGGGGCCUGCCUUUUAA
Molecule: messenger RNA, 2446 nt
Organism: Anopheles maculipalpis
Lineage: Eukaryota; Metazoa; Arthropoda; Insecta; Diptera; Culicidae
Product: formin-J-like
Exons: 3
Coding region: 104-2446 (780 amino acids)
Source: RefSeq, a predicted model, not a curated record